Abrus precatorius (Indian licorice) is the source of this 1218-nucleotide messenger RNA. Its product is annotated as cytochrome c oxidase copper chaperone 1-like. Bases 16 to 207 code for a protein of 63 amino acids. Lineage: Eukaryota; Viridiplantae; Streptophyta; Magnoliopsida; Fabales; Fabaceae. Gene Ontology annotation, cellular component: mitochondrial intermembrane space. The transcript is spliced from 7 exons. The record is from RefSeq and is a predicted model, not a curated record. Gene Ontology annotation, molecular function: copper ion binding; copper chaperone activity.
GAAAGAGAAAGAGCGAUGAAUAGCGCUACUUCCCCUUCUCUGAACGCAACCGGUGAAGUUUCGAAACCGAAGAAGAAAAUUUGUUGCGCGUGCCCUGAUACGAAGAAGCUGCGAGAUGAGUGCGUGGUGGAGUACGGUGAAGCCGCUUGUGCCAAAUGGAUUGAAGCUCACCGCAUUUGCCUCCGCGCCGAGGGAUUCAAUGUUUGAUAUCGCAAUCACAAUCACAAAACUAAAACCCUACGCAUUCCUUCGGAUAUACAGUUUAAGGGCUUUGUGAGGAUAUGAUCUAUGGCACUUGCAUCACAGCUUCUAAGUCACUGAUUUUCAGAGCACUAGAGUUGUGGAAGCCAUUGGAUUUUCAAGUGAAAUUCUCCACCAAGUGUUCUCCUAGGAAGAUAAAAAUGGAAAGUAAUCUAAAUUCUAGCGUAGGGGGCAACAAAAAAGAGUCUAGAGGUGCCUUGGUUGUCCUAGAAGGCUUGGAUCGUUCUGGGAAGUCUUCUCAGUGUAGCAGGCUAGUGUCCUUCUUGGAGGGACAAGGAAUCUCUGCUGAAUUAUGGAGAUUUCCUGAUAGAACUACAAAUGUUGGGCAAAUGAUAUCUGCCUAUCUCACUAACACAUCACAGUUGGAUGAUCAUACUAUUCAUCUCCUCUUCAGUGCUAAUCGUUGGGAAAAGAGGUCAUUGAUGGAAACAAAAUUGAAAACUGGAACAACCCUUAUUGUUGAUCGUUAUUCUUAUUCUGGGGUUGCUUUCUCAUCUGCGAAGGGACUUGAUAUUGAAUGGUGUAAGGCCCCAGAGAUUGGGUUGCUGGCACCAGAUCUGGUAGCAUACCUUGACAUAUCACCAGAGAAAGCUGCAGAAAGAGGAGGGUAUGGAGGUGAGCGAUAUGAAAAGCUGGAGUUUCAGAAGAAAGUUGCUGAUUGUUACAAAGUUCUUCAUGAUGUCUCCUGGAAGGUUGUAGAUGCUUGCCAACCCAUAGAAGAUGUGGAGAAACAGUUGCAAGAAAUAGUACUUGAUUGUGUCACAGAAUGCAAGAAGGGGAAGCCCCUUUCCACCUUGUGGUCGAUGUAGACUUACUAUUGAAAGAGAUAUCAUAUAUUAUCAAAUACACCAUUUAAUUGUGAUUCAGAUUGCUUCUUUCCUAGGUACUAUAAUCACAAAUUUGUUUGCCAAGCAAUUUGAAGACAGCCUGAAUUUUUAUAAUAUGCUUAUGCUCCUG